Dryobates pubescens (Downy woodpecker) is the source of this 3332-nucleotide messenger RNA. It is a transcript of the gene TPRN, whose product is annotated as taperin. Gene Ontology annotation, molecular function: phosphatase binding. Lineage: Eukaryota; Metazoa; Chordata; Aves; Piciformes; Picidae. The record is from RefSeq and is a predicted model, not a curated record. The transcript is spliced from 4 exons. The coding region runs from base 68 to 2686 and encodes 872 amino acids.
GCCUGGCCAGGUGCAGGCGGAGGAGGCGGCGGCGGCCGUGCAGCGCCAGUGCCGCCGUGCCGCCGCCAUGAGCAGCGCGGAGCCGCCGCUCGGGGCCGGGCCGCGGGCGCAGCCCGCCUGGAAGCGGGAGAUCCUGGAGCGGAAGCGGGCCAAGCUGGCCGGCUUGCCCGGCGGCGGCGAGCCGGAGCCCCCGGCAGGGGAGCGGCUGGUGGUGGCGGAGAGCCUGGGCCCGCUCCGCGAGAACCCCUUCAUGCGGCUGGAGAGCGAGCGGCGGCGGCUGCGGCAGGGGCUGCCCCCACACGGCCCCGGGGCGGCGCGGCCGCUGCAGCAGCUGCUGGAGCUGUACAGCGCCGUGCCCGGCAUCCGCACCAUCCGCGCCGACAACAUCCUCAUCAUCGAGUCCCAGCCCGACGCCGCCGCCUGCUUCGCCGAUGGGGACGCGCUGCCCGGCCGCCGCAAGGACCGGGAGCCGGCCGGCUCCUCGCCGCCGCGGCGGCCCGACCCGCUGCAGCAGCUGCUGGCCCGCCGGGGCGCUGCCCUCGCCGAGAUCCGCGCCGACCAGGUCGUUAUCUACGAGACGGCCGAGCCGCCCGAGGCGGCCGAGCCGGGCACCGUCAGCCGCCUCCUGGAGAAGUUCGGCCAGCGGCCGCGGGGCCGCCGCCGCCGCGUUGGGGAGGCGCUGACCGGGCCCGGGCCCGGCGCCGUUUCAGGCGGGGUGGCUGCACCUCCUCCGCAGGUGGGACCCGGUUCCCCUCGGGCCUCGGCCCCGAAGACGAGACCGGGAUCUCCGCAUCCGCUGCCGGCUUCCCCCCGGGCUGCCACCCCCCCGGCAGUGCCGGCCACCCCCCAGCCCGCUGCGCCGCAGCCGGCUCCUCCCCGGGCCGUCGCCCCCCAGCCCUCGAUCCCUGCUCCUCCCAGGGCUGUCACUCCCCAGCCCUCGGCCCCUGCUUCUCCCAGGGCUGUCACCCCCCAGCCCUCGGCUCCUGCUUCUCCCAGGGCUGUCACCCCCCAGCCCUCGAUCCCUGCUUCUCCCAGGGCUGUCACCCCCCAGCCCUCGAUCCCUGCUUCUCCACGUGCUGCCACCCCCCAGCCCUCGGCCCCUGCGCCCCCCAGGGCUGUCACCCCCCAGCCCUCGGCCCCUGCUCCUCCCAGGGCUGUCACCCCCCAGCCUUCGGCCCCUGCUUCUCCACGUGCUGCCACCCCGCCGCCCCCUGCCCCAGCGACCCCCCGGGCUGCAGCCCCCGCGGUGGUCCCAGCCACCCCCAAGGCCGCAGCCCCGCAGGCCAACUGCUUUCUCCACAAGAUUGGCUCCAACUCCUUCACUGUCACCCCCCGGGGGCUGCCCCCUGGCAGCCGCAUUCCCGAGCCCGGUGCUGUCCCUGCCGGCCGGCCCACGCUGCCCAAGGGGCCACCAGUGCCAUCCACCAGCACUCCCCAUGCCAGAGCCAACGCCAGGAGGCCAAAGCCAGAGGAGGCUGAAGCGGCCGUGUCACCCUCGCCCAGUGCCAGUCUGGCCCCCAGUGCCACCAGCGCCACCCAGCCGCUCUCUGCCUCUGCACCCCGGGCCGGGGGCUCCUUCGAAAUCCACCCGGCCCCCAAGCCCGACCUGGCCGCCAUCCCAGCCCACGACCUGCAGGCCCAGGCCCUGGCCAAGCUGCGCCUGAAUUCACGCAAUACCUUCCUCUUCGUGCCCCGACGGGAGGGACGCUCAGCUCUGCCCGCAGCCCAGAGUGCCCGGCCAGGACCGCCGCCGCCGCCGUCCUCCGAGGAGAAGGCACCGAAGGAGCCCCUGAGGGCUUCCGCCCCGGAGCAGGAGGAGCCUGUCGCUUCCUCACCGGCGCCUCUGGAUCCCUUGGUACCAGUGACUUACAUCGAUGACAUCGUGGAGCUGGACGGCGGGGAGCUGUCUCCGAGGGCCGGCUCUGCUGUGAGGACAGGGAGCUUGGCAGAGCAGCCUGGAGGAGCUGGCCCUGACCUGGAGAUGGAGUUUUCCUCCGUGCCCCUCUACAGACCGCACUCUGCCCCCCGCCAGAGGGGAGGCAGCACCUUCACUGUCGUGCCCAAAAGGAAGCCCCUUGCCUCGGGGCUGCAGGCUCUCACCGAUGCCAGCGGAAGGCUGCAGCGGGAGGAAGAGGAGGAGGAGGAGGAGAGCAAAGUAAAAGGCAAAGCUGUGGAGAGCGCUGACGGUCCCCCAGCAGGAGUGUCCCAUAAAAAGCGCUACCCCACGGUGAAUGAGAUCGAAGUGAUCGGGGGGUACCUGUCCCUGGAGAGGUCCUGCAUGAGCAAGAGAGGCUCACGCCGCAAGAAGAUGAAGAUCUCUUUCAACGAGACAAGCUUGCAGACCAUGUUUGAGUACCCAUCAGAGAGCUCUCUGGCAGAAGAGGAGGAGGAGGAAGAGGAAGGACACAUUUCUGAAGCAGAGGAGGACAAGUCUUGCACCUUUCACAUUCCACACCCAAAAAGCACUUUGCAUCCCAGUACACCUAACUCAGCAGAUUUAUCCAGCUACACCCCAAAGCACUCCGUGAAGUUCAGUGAGUGGCAGGAGCAGAAGUAUGAGGAGAUGCCCGCUGCAGAGGGACCCCUCCUGAAGGAAGUUGAUGCCCAUGGGAACCAAGUCAUGCUCACCCCGGCGGAGAAGGGCAGCCUCUCGGAUUUCAGCAGCGAGCCUGCUCUCUACUUCUGACGGCUUCACCUCCCAGCCUGCAGCAGCGGCUGCUGGACGAAGCCUGUCAGUGCAGCCUCCCACCGGCCAUGCCAGCCCCGCGGGAAGAGCUCCUGGGGCCCUCCCUCACCGCAGUUCUCCUUGGAUCUUGAUGCCAAUGGUGCACCAGAUGCUGUCAGGCAUCUAUGGAGAAUAUUUGCACUGGAUUCUGGGACCUAAGGACUACUUCUGAGGCUUAUGAUUCAUUCUACCUGUGGCCUUGCAUAUUCCUUGUUCAAGAUCAGCCACUGAGAGGCAAGUGUCUUAAGGACAGACCUGUAAUCCCAGCAGGGAUGUAGAUCCCCUCAGUGCUUAGCUGAGUCCACUCCCCCAGGCUCUCUGUGGGGUCUGGAUGGUGUUUGGAACCCUUCCCCCACCAGAGGCCCCCCCCCGAAGAGCGGCUCUGGAGCUGCAGCACCGGCAGUGUCUGGGCAGUGGAUUCACAGCAGCAGAUGUGAUUUGACAGCUGGAUUGGGUGUCAGUUUGCCAAGCCCUGAAGGCUUCAUGGCUUGUUCUUGGUUUGCUUUGGGGUCUGGUCUCACUGAGCCACCAUGGGAUUCAUGUGCCAGUCAUGUUCUUGUGAGGGAAGCUGAAGGCACCGUGUGAGGGGCGGGAGGUGGGAAGGGGA